AUGGGCCAAUUGGAAGCUGCUAUUACCACGGCAAGGAGUUCACUUGCUGAAAACAAUGCCAAAGACGCUUUAAAGGUUCUUAAACCGUUCAAGAAGUCUCUAAAGAGCACAAAUUCGUCAAACGUUGAGUUGCAUCAAAUUUUCGCAGACAUCUACUUAGAUGACGGUCAACUGGAUAAGGCAUACCCACUUCUUGUUAGAGCCUGUGAACUUGAUCCAGAAGGCAAGGUCGGAGGCAGUGACAAAUUCUUUACCUUAGGUCAGAUUGCUGGAGGUGAGGACGGUAUUUCUCUUUUGAUGCAAGGGAUCGAGAUCGUGUCUUCUAACGCUGGCGAUCUAUUGAAACAGGAUCAAGCUGACAAAAUUGUAAGCGGGCUUUUGUCCAUGAUCGAAAUUUGGAUGACUGAUUUGUGUAUGGAAGCCAAUGCAGAAACUCAGUGCGAAGAGCUGAUUGCCAAAGCCAUGGAAGUAUCUGAAAGCCAAUCUCCAGAAGCCUGGGCUAUGUUAGGCUCUAUCAGAAUAUCUCAACAGCGUUUUGCGGAUGCAGCCGAAGCGUUUACACAAUCAUGGCGGUUCUUUCGGGACAAAAAGAUGUCAAUUGAAAACUCGGCUCAGCAAGAAGCUAGUAAUCUUCACUCAGAAUUUGUGGAAUUGCUACAACCUCUUUUGAAUCUGGCUAAGAUGUGCAUUGAAAUGGGCCUAUACGAGAUCGCUUUGGAAAUCGAAGGUGCCAUCAAAGACAUAGAUGAGGAUAAUUUGGAGGGUAUAUAUCUGGAAGGGUUUACUCAUUAUCUGAUUUGCAAGCUUGAGCUUUUCAAGCACAAAAACCCCAGUUUGCAUUUGAGUCCAGAAAACGUUUACGAGUUCAAUCAACACUUUCAAGAGCUUCCUAUGGAAUUAUCAAACGAUUCUAUUCAGGAGCAUGCAUGCGAGGCACGUUUAAUUCUCUCGUACAUGAUUAAACUUGCCGAGAAUAGUGAUUCUAAAGAUGAAGUAGCGAUGGAAUUGGUAGAAGGUGCCAAAGGACUACUACCUGAAUUGGGAGGUCCUGCUGACAUGGCAGACUUGAUAAAAUUUAGAAAGGGCGAAGAGAUCGGAGACGACGAGGAGAUCGAAUUCGAAGACAAUGACGAGACAUAA
This is a messenger RNA of Lachancea nothofagi CBS 11611, 1140 nucleotides long. The record is from the annotation of a GenBank genome assembly. NCBI's taxonomy places the organism in Eukaryota, Fungi, Ascomycota, Saccharomycetes, Saccharomycetales, Saccharomycetaceae.